UUCAUUCUAUUUCUGACCCAGCAAGCCCUCUUUGAGCUUGCGGCUCGGGUCAUCUCUUUGUUUACCUUCGACGAACACUCCUGCCACCACUCGUCCCUGAUAUCUACUAUCCGGCAUCCUCCCCACGAGAAACACAAACCGAGAGAGGCGGUCCACUCCUCCCUCUCGUCUCUCGCCGACUGAUCACGAGUCCAAAUGCGCAUGGACGAGCUGCCCUCGUCGGCAGCAAAGCGGCAGCAGCCUGCGCCCGUCAAGCUUGUUCGCGCCCAAUCGUCCUCAACUCCCCAACCUCGCCAUACCCUUUCUCGACAACCUUCAAAGGCUUCUCUUUCUACUCCAAAAACAUCAACUCCUUCAUCGGUCGACAAGAGGCCGACAGUCAAUUCGCAUAACACAAUCUCGUAUCUCCCUUCAACUGUCACCACACGAUCUCCACGCAUCGCCGGCUCUUCUCCUGUUCCUCCCCGCUCAUCAAAGGCAGAUUCAACACCUCAGCCGUCAUCUGGGAAAAAAGUUUUCUAUGCCUCUUCUCAGAAAAUAUCGCCGGCUCCAGCUUUGGUUCCGGCGUCUGCCAAUAGGCAAAAAUCGAGUUUGUCCACCUUGAACACAAAAUCAACUUCUCGGCUAAGACCGAGUCCUGUCUUAUCCGCCUCUGCGGCAACACCCUCAUCAACGACCAACAAACCUCCUCUCCCAAAUCUCUCCCGCAAGUCAUAUUCGUCUCUCAAAAAUCCACAUGGCUCGUCUUCUUCCAAAGUAUCAGCUGCACCAGUGCCGCCUAUGCCCACGCAGACCUCAAAGUUCGUAUACGCAAAUGGCAAGGAAGAAGUAUUAUCUCCGCGACGGCCACCGUCGUCAUCUACCUCAUCAGCGACUGUUUCGACCUCAACCGUUCACUCUCCAUUCUACCCGGUCAAUAGUCCACCUCUGUCCUCUUCAAGCUUCUCAUCAGGCUUCUCCGCUGGUACCGGAAGCGAUGAGAUAGAGGACGAUGUUACUAUACUGCCGCAUGUCCCCUCGAUAAUUGCGCAAAUCACUCCCCAUCUUCCCGAAGGCAUUAGCAAUACAAGUGAUGACAAUGUGGAACUUGAGGUUGUGGAAGAAGAUAUCGACGAUCUUGACUUCAACAACGACGAGCCUACCGAUGCAGCCCGCGUCAACCGCAAGAUCCUUGAUCUCGAAAUCUCAAACACAUCACUGUUGUCGAUAAACCGCACUCUAGAGCGUGAAAUGCAUACACAGAAUCGGGAACUGAGAGCACUGAGACGAUGGAUCCAACGAAAUGGAAGCGCUGGUGCUCCCAUCAACUUUGAUCAGCUCUCUAUCUCUGACAGUUACGACGAAGAUGAAAAUCAGGAGGACAGCGACACUGAUGAAGAUGACGACGAUGCGACUCUGCCAAAGUCGAAGAAAUCAUCAAGUAUGGCUCCUUUGACCGAACGAAUAAAGUACCAGCAAGAAGUCUUUCAAACGACGCAGGCUAUAAACUCCUCAAUCAGCAAAUGCAUUGCCUCCUCCGAUUUUCUUAUCAAAGAGGCCCGCGGUGCGUUGGAGUUCACAGUUACCGAGAACGAGAUGCGCGGUCGAGUACUGAGCUACACCGAUUCACCAGCUUACGAAGAGGACGUGGCCGUGGACGAGACUGAUGAUCCAGAGGAUCAGAGUGAUCCGGCGAGUAUAGACAUACCAGCUGAAGAGUCUGAGCCAUCAUAAACAUUUAUUCAUUUCCUGCUAUAUAUCUGCUGUUAUUGUUGUCAUUUUGGGCGUUCGCAGGUUUCAUUUUUCAU
Messenger RNA from Myxozyma melibiosi, 1787 nucleotides. RefSeq lists its product as uncharacterized. The transcript has a single exon. Bases 196 to 1713 code for a protein of 505 amino acids. The record is from RefSeq and is a predicted model, not a curated record. Lineage: Eukaryota; Fungi; Ascomycota; Lipomycetes; Lipomycetales; Lipomycetaceae.